Suillus subalutaceus is the source of this 2310-nucleotide messenger RNA. RefSeq names its product sulfate transporter family-domain-containing protein. The transcript has 14 exons. Gene Ontology annotation, molecular function: sulfate transmembrane transporter activity. Gene Ontology annotation, cellular component: membrane. NCBI's taxonomy places the organism in Eukaryota, Fungi, Basidiomycota, Agaricomycetes, Boletales, Suillaceae. Bases 77 to 2071 code for a protein of 664 amino acids. The record is from RefSeq and is a predicted model, not a curated record. Gene Ontology annotation, biological process: transmembrane transport.
GUCAAUUUAAGUUUCCGUCGGACGACACGGAAAUCCAGCUGGCUCGCAGUCUUGCACGAAAAGUAUAUGCUCAGCGAUGACGCAGCAGGGUGGAGGCAACAUCACGGAACCCCUGCUUCCGUCUCGUCACUUGUCAGACAUGGUUCAUGGAGAAGAACGAACACCACUCGUAAAUCAAAGCGACAUUGAGGAGGGUCGUACAACUCAGGCCCAGUAUGGUUCUUCUUCUUCUAUGAGAACUUCUACUUCUGGUGCCAAGUUGCCAAAGGAUACCAGCAAGCGCAACUCGAUGUUUAAGAAACGAGUCCGAUAUUAUGUUCCGUCUACUGCAUGGAUACCUGACUAUUCGGUUUCCCUCUUGGGCGGCGAUCUUCUGGCCGGAGUCACUCUUGCGGCUAUGCUCAUUCCCCAGUCUGUCAGUUAUGGAACUUCACUUGCGAAACUGAGUCCUACAACUGGUUUGUUUGCUGCCGCCAUACCGCCGAUCAUGUACAGUCUUCUGGGAACGUCAAGACAACUUAAUGUUGCUCCAGAGGCUGCGCUUUCACUCCUCGUUGGACAAGCAGUUUCCGAUUAUCGUCGUGGGGACCAUCAUACUCGUCCGGAAGACGCCGAUGCCAUUGGUAUUGCAGUUGGGUUGUUUGCGUCGAUGCUUGGAUUCUUUCGGCUAGGCUUCCUGGAUGUUGUCCUCAGUCGUGCGCUCCUCCGAGGAUUCGUGACUGCAAUUGCGGUCGUCAUUACGGUAGAACAACUAAUACCUAUGUUUGGCCUCGUUGCCCUGGAGAACCAGAUGAAUCCCGAGUCAACCUUGGACAAGAUAGUUUUUCUUCUAGAAUAUUCAUGGAGUGAUUACCACAAACCGACGAUGCUGGUCAGCUUCGGGGCGCUGCUCGUGCUCAUAUUCAUGAGAAUUUUCAAAGGUUACUUCAGACGAACUUGGUGGAUCGAACGACUCCCUGAAGUCCUGCUCGUUGUCGUGCUCUCUACAAUAAUUUCAGGCUAUCUACGUUGGGACGAAAAAGGUGUCGGUAUCCUCGGCAAGAUACCUAUCAGCACUGGUGGUCAUUUCUUUAGCUUUCCGCUGAAACAAUCGAUAAGCUACAUCAGAGGAACGACAUCGACCGCAGUUUUGAUAACUAUCAUGGGUUUCUUGGAUAGUACCGUUGCAGCGAAGCAGAACGCCGAUCGCUUUGGUUACUCCAUCAGUCCGAACCGUGAACUCGUUGCACUUGGGGCUGCCAACCUUUUUGGAUCUUUCGUUCCUGGCACGUUGCCAGCAUUUGGCUCAAUCGUGAGGUCGAAGAUUAAUGGCGAUGUUGGUGCGCGCACGCAACUGGCCUCCCUUGUUACUGCCGGCAUAACAUUGCUGGCGACAUUCUUCCUUCUCCCGUAUCUAUACUACCUGCCUCGAUGUGUCUUGGCCUCGAUCAUCUGCCUCUUUGUGAUAUCACUAUUCAGCGAGGUUCCCCACGACCUAAUAUAUUAUUGGAGGAUCGGAGCUUGGACUGACCUUGCGAUGAUGUUCCUCACUUUCUCGCUAUCUGUCAUCUGGAAUGUUGAGAUCGGAAUCAUCGUCAGUCUCAUCAUCUCUUUGCUGCUUGUUAUCAAGCGUUCCUCGCACACUCGAAUGAUUAUACUGGGACGCAUUCCUGGCACUCAUCAAUGGGGGCCCAUUGCUGACAAUCCGGGCGCUGAAGAUGUUCCUGGUAUAUUAAUCAUUCGUAUCAGAGAGAGUUUGGACUUCGCUAACACGGCACAGUUGAAAGAACGUCUUCGUAGACUGGAAUUGUAUGGCCCAGAAAGAACUCACCCUUCAGAAGAGCCAAGGAGGCAGCCCGCAAGCACACUAGUAUUCCACAUGGCAGACGUCGAAACGUGUGAUGCCUCUGCAGUGCAAAUCUUCCAUGAGCUGUUGGAGACGUAUCAGAAUCGAGGCGUCGAGCUCUUCGUGACUCACCUUCGUUCCGGUCCUCGAAAAAUGUUCGAGCGCGCAGGUAUUGAGGAGCUCCUAGGCUCCGAGGCAUUCUUUGCCACCUUAGGAGAUGCCAUGACCAGCAUUGGGCAACAAUGAAGGAUCCGAUUUGCGUGUGGUUGUUGUUUGGCGAAGAUUUACGACCUUUGACGACCUUUUGACGAAGGUAAUGCAUCGGGCACAUAGACUACUGGUACUCGGAGUAUAUGGCGGAGCUUGCGAGUGGAUAGUACAUACAUAUGCAUUCUACUUAUGUAAUACAUUUACAUCUGAGGUUGAAAUUGAAACUCAAGAAGUGUUGACACCUAUUAUUAGCACCUAUUAUUAUAACGUUCUUG